AGACCAAGAGAGGGCUUUAAAAGCAAUAGGUAGUUUCUGAUCCCAAGAGUUACAUUGUAUCAGCAAAGGGUGAAGAAGCAUUUUUUUGUCUACAAGAGGGAUACACUUACCAGAAAAGAGAGAGAGGAAAAGACUGGCACACUUAUAAAUACGUUAAGCAGCAUACACAGAUCAAGACUCCAUCUACCUGAUCUUGGUGCAGAAAAAGUUUUUUGCCUGCAUUAGAGAUGGACCUGUACGAUUACCAGUGGGAAGUCAUUGAGCCAGCCCUGGAGGGCAAGAACAUUAUAAUUUGGCUUCCUACUGGCACUGGGAAAACCAGAGCAGCAGUGUAUGUGGCAAUGAGACACCUUGAGAUGAAACCCGGAGCCAAGGUGGCAAUGAUAGUAAACAAGGUGCACCUUGUGCAGCAGCAUCACAUUAAUGAAUUCCUACCUCAUCUGAAGGACAAAUACAAAGUCGUAGCCAUCAGUGGGGACACUGGAGAGAAGUCUUUCUUUGCUGAGUUUGUACAAAGAAAUGAUGUUGUUAUCUGCACAGCUCAGAUACUACAAAACGCAUUGACAAGCACACAACAAGAGAAGCACGUGGAACUAACAGAUUUUUCUCUGUUGAUCAUAGAUGAAUGCCAUCAUACACAUAAAGAUGGGGUAUAUAACAAGCUUAUGGAGUGUUACCUUCAAAAAAAGCUUUUGAAUGAUAGAAAUCUUCCUCAAAUCCUGGGUCUCACUGCUUCUCCCGGCACUGGCAAAGCGAGCGUCUUUGAGAAAGCUGUAGAACACAUCUUACAGAUUUGCGCCAAUCUCGACACAUGGAAAAUAAUGUCUGCACAGAUCCAGGAAGACGACCUGGUAGCUAAAGCCAAACAACCAACAAAGAAGUAUGACCUAGUUGAAGAACGGCCUCAGGAUCCCUUUGGAGAUAAGCUGAAGAUGCUCAUGAGAAAUAUACAUGAUUAUUUAGAUAUCAGCUCAACCGCAUUUGGCGAUUUUGGCACACAGGUAUACGAGCAGAAGAUUGUGGAGCUGGAAAAAGAAGGGGCAGUAGAAGCUAACAGAAUGAAACGAACAUGCGCAGUACACCUACGUAAAUAUAAUGAUGCGUUAUUCACCCAUGAUACAGUACGAAUGGAGGAUGCAUUUGAGUUUCUAGAAAUCUUCUACAUACAGGAGAGAUUCACCAAAAGUAUGGAUGACCCUACUAACCUCUUUCUUUGCCAGUUGUUUGAAGAUAACCAAGCCAGACUCUUAGAGCUGUCAAAAGACAAACUAUUUGAAAACCCCAAAUUGCUGAAACUGGAGGAAAUCUUGAGAGACCAGUUCCAAAGCUCAUGUGAAUCGCGAGGCAUCAUAUUUACCCGCACUCGGCACAGCGCCUACUCUCUUCAGAAAUGGAUUGAGAGCAAACCCUCGCUGAAGGAGAUGGGCAUUAAAGCAGCUCCUUUGACAGGUGCAGGUUUCAGCAACCAGAGCAAGCACAUGACACAGAAUGAACAGCUGGAAGUCAUCAAGAGAUUUCGUCAAGGCAACCUAAACCUGCUUAUCUCCACAAGUGUUGCAGAGGAAGGCCUCGACAUCCCACAGUGUAAUGUUGUUGUGCGCUUUGGUCUGAUGACCAAUGAGAUAUCCAUGGUGCAGGCCAGAGGAAGAGCUCGAGCAGAGGACAGCAGUUACUCAUUUCUGGCUAAAUGCAACAGUAAAGAAACUAAGCGGGAGAAAACCAACGAGCAUUUGGAGGAACUCAUGAAACGGGCCAUAAAACAUGUGCAGAACCUGCCAGAGAGAGAGUAUGAAAAGAAAAUUAAAGAGCUACAGAAAAAUUCUCUCAUUGAACGAAAAGUGAAGCAACAAAAGAAGGAGGAGCUAAAGAACACUUUCCCCCCCGAGAACGUGAGGCUGUACUGCAGGAACUGUAAUGAUGCUGUUUGCCUCGGGAGUCACCUGCGUACUGUGGAGUUUACGCAUCAUGUCAACAUCAACCCUGAUUUCAAAAUUUAUUACAAAGUGUCUGAUGUGCCUGUUCAUAUUGAUAAACAGAUGGAGGACUGGGUGCCAGGAGGGCGAAUCAGUUGCCACUGUGGCCAGGUAUGGGGCUUUGAAAUGAUCUACAAGGCGGUGAAGCUCCCUAUUAUAUCUAUCAAGAACUUUGUGGUGGAAACUCCUGAAUCCAAGAAGCCCUAUGGGAAGUGGAAGGAUGUCCCAUUCAGUGUGGAGGAAUUUGACUACCAAGAAUACUGCUUACUAACAAUACCCGACUUGUUGGACAAUUGAAGAGAUCUACCAAUGUGUGACCUCUGUAUAGGCCAUGCAGACUAAAUCAGUGCUGAUUAGUACAAGUUGGACAUUACCAUGGCAGAAGAAUGUAAAAUCAUCUCCUUGUCUUUGUUUCUUCAGCUUCUUCACUUUUCACAGUGUUUUGUGGGGAAAAAAUGCACUUUUGUCAGACAGAAAUCUAACUCCUUUGAGUAUUACUGUCCACGAUGUAGCUGGGAAUUAAUCCUAUUAUUGUGCUAAACUACACAUGCCAUCAUCUUGUUUGCCUACUGCUUUAUUAUACUUUAUUCCAAGAGCUAAUACAGAACCACCAAACUGUAUGAAGGACCAGUUGCUGAUCUGAAGUUUACAUAAAGAGAGUUCAAGAAGAGUGAGCGUGAAUAUUUUCCCUUUACUAACUCACCUAAUACCACCAAUAGAAGAUAUUUCCCUGAAAAUAAUUGUCCAACUUCAGCAAAAUCAACUAAUGGUACAAAUUUUGUGCUAGUUACAGUGGUGACAUCCAUUCUCCUGUCUGCUUGGUCAGCUAUAGUUUUGUUCAUGACCACAAAUCCUGGAUUUGAAGUUUAUAGUAAUUAUGAAUAAAUGGCCAUCUCUCAUGGUUUUUUUUUUAUACAAAACAUGUAUUGAAGGACCUUCAUAGCAUUACAGGCUUGCCAACUGGUGCACUGUUAGUAUGUAAUCUUCUAAGUGUUAUGCGUGUGUUCUACGUAUAUGGUUUUAAAGAUCAGGCAACAAAUAUGACCUUGCUGCACUGGAAUCAUUGUGGGUUUAGGAGGUUUUAAAGCCAGUUUUGAGGACCUGUAUGAGGGCACUUACCUCCUCUUACCAACCUUGCACAUGCUUAUGAUUAAGUUACCUUAUACUGUUUUACAUUCAUAAUCAUCUAGAAAUUUACAACAGAUGUACUAGAAAAGGGUAGCAGAUAAAUAUAUGCUGCAGGAUUCUCAAAUGUGUUUAUUUAGGACUACAUAUUGUUCAAGUGUGAUUGUUAAUUUUUGUUUACUUUUUUUUACCCAUGAUAAUUGUAGUAAAUUUAUUUUAAACAGGGUGUUUUCCUUCUGUAGUCUUUUAGCAUUAUCUGAUGUGUACUUAUGUAUAAAUUAUAAUUGGAAUAUUAUAAAAAACAAAUAAAAUGUAUUAAUUUGAA
This is a messenger RNA of Bombina bombina (fire-bellied toad), 3423 nucleotides long. RefSeq names its product DExH-box helicase 58 (gene DHX58). Gene Ontology annotation, molecular function: double-stranded RNA binding; ATP binding; DNA binding. Bases 228 to 2270 code for a protein of 680 amino acids. The record is from RefSeq and is a predicted model, not a curated record. NCBI's taxonomy places the organism in Eukaryota, Metazoa, Chordata, Amphibia, Anura, Bombinatoridae. Gene Ontology annotation, biological process: innate immune response; response to virus; positive regulation of interferon-beta production. The transcript is spliced from 13 exons. Gene Ontology annotation, cellular component: cytoplasm.